Molecule: messenger RNA, 863 nt
Organism: Ceratina calcarata
Lineage: Eukaryota; Metazoa; Arthropoda; Insecta; Hymenoptera; Apidae
Product: alpha-ketoglutarate-dependent dioxygenase alkB homolog 6
Exons: 5
Coding region: 117-803 (228 amino acids)
Cellular component (GO): nucleus
Source: RefSeq, a predicted model, not a curated record
ACGUAUGUAUACAUAAUCAUACGGUCAUACUAUAUACGUAGCAUUCGAAAAUACUUUUACAAGUAAUCAAAAGCAUUUUAUUAUUUCAUUCAGAGAAUAUUUUAUUGUCUUGAAAAAUGGAAGAGCAGAAAAGGAUUUUUCAUGACAAUGUGAUUCAAGGGAUACCUGAUUUAGCUAUCUACAUACCGAGUUUUAUUACACAAGAAGAAGAAAGUGAAAUUAUAAAAUAUGUUAAUAGUGCACCACUUCCAAAGUGGACGCAAUUAAGUCAUCGUAGAUUACAGAAUUGGGGUGGUGUUCCACACACAAAAGGUAUGAUAGCAGAAGAAAUACCGAAUUGGCUUCAAAAGUAUAUCGAUAAGGUUCUAUCUUGCAAUGUAUUCGAGGAAGGAAAGUUCGCCAAUCAUGUUUUAAUUAAUGAAUAUUUACCUGGUCAAGGAAUAAUGCCACAUUCGGAUGGCCCACUCUUUCAUCCCAUUGUAACAACGAUCAGUUGUGGUUCUCACACCGUGUUAGACUUUUAUAAACAAUUGGACAGCUCAGAGCAACAUGAUUCAAAUCUAGAAUUUGGCCUACUUCUGGAACGCAGAAGCUUAUUUAUUCUGCAAGGAGAUUUGUACCAUAAUUAUUUGCAUUCCAUUGCAGAAAGAGACACAGAUGUUGUUUCAAGAUCUGUGAUAAAGAAUUUGCAUUUAUGCAGGGAACAAUUUGUGGAAGGAGAAACAUUGAAAAGGGGGACUAGAAUAUCUUUAACUAUUAGACACGUUCCGAAAACUACGAAAUUAAAGUUAAGAAUAGGUUGAUAUAUGUUCGUGAAUAUAAACGAUUUAUUAUUUUGGAGGUUUAAAGUAAUAAAUAAGUAC